UGCUCCUGUGGUGGCCUAUAUAUACAUCCCGAUCAGAUCAUCGCAAGCGCAGACGUGAAGCAGAACGAAGCGCCUCCCUCCCUCUCCCUCCCUGUCUCGUGCUCUCGGCUACGUACGCAGCAGCUCCCCUGUUUCCUGCUCUGCUUUCACUUGUGUGAGAGAGAAACAUAGAUCGUGUGUUGGCCAUGGUGGGAAUCACGGUGCCCAGCACCAUCGACCCGACCCCUGUGGUGAAAUGCCGGUACGACGCAAAUGCCGUGCCGACGGUGGACCUGUCGGCGCCGGGCGCGGCGGCGGCCGUGGCGGACGCGUGCCGGGGCGUGGGCUUCUUCCGUGCGACCAACCACGGCGUGCCGGCCGCGCUCGCCGACGCGCUGGAGGCCCUCGCCGCGGCCUUCUUCGCGCUGCCGCACGAUGAGAAGCUGGAGCACGCGUCGGCGCGGCCCUUCGGGUACGGCAGCAAGAGCAUCGGCUCGAACGGCGACGUGGGGUGGCUGGAGUACCUCCUCCUCUCCGUCGCCACCGGGUCGGGUUCCUCCACCCUGCCACCGCCGCUCCGGGCUGCGUUGGAGGAGUACACUUGUGCGGUGAGGGAGGUGGGUGGGCGGGUGCUGGAGAUGAUGGCGGUGGGGCUGGGGCUGGACCAGGGCGCGCUUCGCCGGAUGGUGGCGGGGAAGAAGGAUGGAGAAGCGAGCGCCGAGAUGGUGCGUGUGAACCACUACCCGGCGUGCCCCCUGGCGUCGGGGGUGACGGGGUUCGGGGAGCACACGGACCCGCAGAUUAUCUCCGUGCUCCGCUCCAACCGCACCGCCGGCCUCCAGAUCAUGCUCCACGACGGCCGAUGGGUCCCUGUGGCCCCCGACCCGGACUCCCUCUUCGUCAACGUCGGGGAUACACUCCAGGUGCUGACGAACGGGCGGUUCCACAGCGUGAAACACCGGGUGGCGGCGCCUGAAACCGGGAAACAGGCGAGGCUGUCGGUGAUCUACUUCGGCGGGCCGGCGGCGUCGCAGCGGAUCGCGCCGCUGCCGGAGUUGAUGAAGGAUGGGGAGCAGAGCCUGUACAAAGACUUCACCUGGGCCGAGUACAUGAAGGCCGCCUACAAAACUCGCCUCGGCGACAACCGCCUAAGCCCCUUCGAGGUCCACCACUGCAGCAGCAGCAAUGCCGUCCAGCCGCCGCCGCCUCCUCACGUAGCACCAGUUCACUAGUUGGGUAGUUAGCCUUUUCUAUUUCUGUUCUACCUAUCCUGGAGUACAUAUAUAUGUGGUAACUAAAGGUAGUACAAAGUUUUCACUUGGUUGGACAAGCCCAAAAUGCACCGGUACAUGGCACCACCUUCCUAGCCCAAUUUGACAUGGCAACGAAA
Messenger RNA from Lolium perenne, 1369 nucleotides. Its product is annotated as gibberellin 2-beta-dioxygenase 3-like. The record is from RefSeq and is a predicted model, not a curated record. Lineage: Eukaryota; Viridiplantae; Streptophyta; Magnoliopsida; Poales; Poaceae.